Molecule: messenger RNA, 1448 nt
Organism: Calliphora vicina (urban bluebottle blowfly)
Lineage: Eukaryota; Metazoa; Arthropoda; Insecta; Diptera; Calliphoridae
Product: putative serine protease K12H4.7
Exons: 5
Coding region: 1-1443 (480 amino acids)
Biological process (GO): proteolysis
Molecular function (GO): dipeptidyl-peptidase activity; serine-type exopeptidase activity
Source: RefSeq, a predicted model, not a curated record
AUGAAAUUUACCUUAACGGUUGUGGCCAUUUUAGCCAUUGUGGCCUUGGCUAAAACACAACAGCAGGAUCAAAUUAAAAAGAUACCAGCCUUUGUUGAAUCUUUGAAACAAUUGCAAAGAGGUCCUCCCGUAAUUGAGGUAACGAGCAGAGCUACUGUGGAAACAAAAUGGAUUGAACAAAAAUUGGAUCAUUUCGAUGAUAGCAAUGAAGAGACCUGGCAAAUGCGUUAUUUGGUAAAUGAAGAACAUUUUGAGGAUGGUGGUCCUUUGUUUAUUUAUUUGGGCGGUGAAUGGGAAAUUUUCCCUGGCAACAUACAAAGUGGUAUUUUCCCCGAUUUGGCCAAGGAACAUAAGGGUAUUUUGUUUUAUACGGAACAUCGUUAUUAUGGUCAAAGUAAACCUACUAGCAAUCUCUUGGUGGAAAACAUUCAAUACUUGCAUGUCAAACAGGCCUUGGCCGAUUUGGCCCACUUCAUACGCACUCAACGUGCCACGGAUCCCCGUUUAGCCAACUCUAAAGUAAUCAUUUCCGGUGGCUCUUACUCAGCCACUAUGGUAGUAUGGUUUAGCAAACUCUAUCCAGAAUUGGUUAAUGGUGGUUUUGCCUCAAGUGCUCCGAUUUUGGCCAAAGUUGAUUUCAAAGAAUACAAAGAAGUGGUAGGAAAAGCUUUGCUAGAAUUGGGUUCCCAACAGUGCUAUAAUCGUGUACAAAAUGGUGUGGCCGAAUUGGAGGCCAUGUUUGCCGGUAAUCGUUCGGCUGAAGCUAAAGCCAUGUUGCAGUUGUGUAAUUCUUUUGAUCAUCAUAAUGAUUUGGAUUUGUGGUCUCUGUUUGGCACCAUUUCGAAUAUAUUUUCGGGUAUUGUUCAAUAUCAAAAGGAAGGAGAUGUUCCUUAUUAUUGCAACUAUUUAAUGAGUUUUGAUGAUGAUUUGACUGCCAUAAGCACAUUCUUUUUGUAUCGAGUUGGUGCCUCCAGUGGCUGUGUUGAUGUCAGCUAUAAGGAUACCUUGAGCUACUACAUGGAUUCUACUUAUGCCAAGGGAGCUUCCCGUCCCUGGUACUUCCAAACCUGCAAUGAAUACGGCUGGUAUCAAAGUUCCACCUCGAGAAAUCAACCCUUUGGCAGUAAAUUCCCUGCCUUGCUUUACACCACCUUGUGUUAUGACAUCUUUGGCUCCAAAUACACCAAUGAACACAUUAAUCAGUUGGUGAACGAAACCAAUGAAUUCUUUGGUGGCAUGAAUCCGGAAGUGAAAAAUGUAUACAUGACUCAUGGAGCCUUAGAUCCCUGGAGUGCAAUGGGUCAUGGUUUGUCCGAGGGUGCUUCGGUUAUACCUCGAGCCUCUCACUGUGCCGAUUUUGGUUCCAUAAGCAGUUAUGAUAGUCCCGAAAUGAGAGCCUCUAAGGAACGUUUAGUGGAAUUAGUACGUGAAUGGUUGGCUUAAUUAAA